UACAACUGUCAUAAAUUGUAUUUUGUAGCAGUACUUAUUUGUGAUAAAAGUGUAUCCUCUGUCCUGGCGCAGUCGCCGGUGCUAAUAGGUAGUGUAGUUCUUCCCUGAUAUUGAGCCCAAACUCAACGCGCGUAGUAUGAGCUUCCUGUCUUUUUGUCAACCCCGUACAUGAUGUUGACAUUUUAACACGCACUUCUAACCGACUUUACUUCGUCGUUAGAUUUAAAACGGAAUGACAACAUAAUAAUAUACCAUAUAUUACGUUCGCUUACUUCUUCGGUGGUGGAAUUAUGGAAGGUCGCUGCUGUGUGGAAACUUGGACAGAGUUUGGAUUUUUAGGCACUUGGUCGAAAAUAACUCACGGUUUUGGCUCAGAUGUUUUCCUCCUGACAGGCACUGAUGAAGUGUGUGUGUUCAGUAUAAAAGAGAAAAAAGUCACAACUGUCCUCCAGUUUCCUGCUCCAGUCACUGACCUGGUUCUGACUCCUGACCAAGAGUUUCUUUACGUGUCGUGCAACAGUGGUGUUUUCUGUUUCAGUCGAUCAUUCCUAAUAUCCAGGACACAGAGAGGCAGAGCUGAAGAGUCUUCUGAUCCAGAUGUGUUACAGAUCACCUCAGAAUUCCUCACUGUUGAAGAGGAAGGAGUGCUAUCACUGCUCCUUGUCAAGUCCGUCCUCCUGGUCCUUUCCUGUAGAGAUGAAUCUUGGAUUUGGAGUCUCUACAAAUCUACCAGAGAAGCCUACUCCAGCCGGUUUGAAAGGACUGGCUCACUUACUUUGCCAAUGGUGUCAGCUGCUGUGCUCAGAGACACAGAGAUGAACACAAGACUGAGAAGGAGACCAGUGCUGAUUUGUCUCCUUUCUUCGUCCACAUCUUCCUCAGUGGAGACUCUGUCACAUGGCCAUUUCCUGAUUGAGUCUGUCCUCUUUAAACUCCUCUUUGGGAUUGACACUGCAUUAGCUAAAUCACCUGUUAUCCUCUGUGGCCUUCCAGAUGGACGUCUGUGUUUUUUUCCUCUGCAUCUUCCGGUAUCACGACUCCGGAUCCUGCACAGCCUGCAGCAACCUGUUGUUUUCAUCGGAGCAUCUGAUUUCACAGAAGCUUCGGCAGGACAUGCACAGUGUUUGGUGGCAGUGGGUGGAGAAGGUAGAAUCUUGGUGAUGAAGACUGAUAAAGGAGAAUCAGAGGGUGGAGACAGAACUGUUGGGUUUGUGGAGCGGUGUGUGGCUGCACCUGUGGUGUGUGGGUUUGUGGACAAACAGCAUCUUUACUACAGCACUGGUUCAGAUCUGAUGGUGCUGGAACUGAGUCAGGGAUCAACAGUGAGAGGAGAACAGGAAAGAGCUGAUGAGACAUGGCGGAGGUCAGCAGAUCCUGCUGCUGUGCUCCACACUCCCAUCAGUCUCAAUGUCUGCAGAAUCACGACAUUGGCGGCAGCUGUGGACAACACUGCAGGAGUAGUUGAGCUGUUGGGCUUAUCCACUAGAGGGCAGCUGCUCAAAAUCACCUUACCUGUGAGGAAUAAAGACGCAGAAACAUCCAGUGUACCUUCGCCGCAGGUGGGCCACAGUGUCAGGGAUCUCCUGUCUUCUAUUGGAGAUGUUUACGACAGAGUAUCUGCAUUAAAAGGGGCCAUCAAAUCCAAAAACAAAAUUCUGCAGUACCUGAAUCAGGUGCUAUUCCGGCUGAGAGAGAGAGCAAGUGGUGAUGGUCAGCUUUCCAAGCAAAUCAGAUGCCGUGCCGAAACCAGGUGGACCAGACUUCUCCAGAAAGACUUUGUGAUCCUGACGUGUGUCCUGGAAAACCUGAGUCCUUAUUCUCUGGAGAAAGGCUGGUCACUGAGCCUCACAGUUUCUCCUCUGUCACAUUCUCCCAGCGUGAGUGGAGAACAAUCCACAAGAAAUUACUCUUUCUCAUUUCACAACCUCCGUCCUGGAGGAACCUUCGAUGUGUCGCUGCCUUUAGCAGAUGCAGGUGAUUCAUCAUUUCCUGUGCAGAUUAGCUGUUCGCUCAUCUUCUUACUCUCCAGUCUCCUGGAGGAGGACGACAUGGUGAAAGUUCCUUCUCUGCAGAACACCUGUUUCAGUUUGCCUCUGAAUGGACUCACAGUGGACUGGUUACAUGUGCUACAGGUGGACACACAUCAAGUCCAUAGAAACUCUACGUUCCACUCUCUGAACAACUCCACCAACACUAUCCGAGCCUUUCUGGGCUCUCUUAGGACUAAAGGUUUUGGCCAAUUGGAGGCAGGAGGUGAUGAUCCUUCAAAGAGCGAGCGUGAGCAGUUUUCAGCCAGGAUACGUGUGUCAUCACAGCUGUUGAAGGACACAUUGGGAUCCAGUUUGGAUCAUCAGGGUCCAUCGUUGAACCUUUGUCUGUCUCUUAUAAACUGGCUGAUGUCUGAUGGUCCUGCAGGAGGAAAGACAGGACAUGUGGGAGACAAAAUGGACCGGAGCAGCUCAGUGGUCCAGGCUCAAGGUCCAAAUGGAGAAAGAGUCAGACUGACCGCAACAGAGAUUGGUGUUGGAGACAAACUGGAGUCUGUGAGUGCCGUAGAAGUUCAGGUUGACAGCUCAUCACUGACAGCUGUGUGUGGACUCCAUCACGCUGUGCUGCAACGGCUACAGGCUCUGAUGCGGAGUGCUCCGGAGAGUGCUCCUAACAGAACGCUUCAGACGUUGGGCGUAAGAGCAGCACUGCAGCGAGCAGAGCGCCUGUUGCAGCAAGUCCAGCAGAGCCGACUCUCUAGAGCUCUCGGUGAGGACAUUUCCCUGGGACAGCAGACCAGAUGUCUUCUCUCUGUCUACAGAGAACUGAGAGAAAAUCCUCUCGUCAUACUGUAAUCACACACAGCUGCCCCUGCAGCCAGUUUCAGCCUUCGAGUCUGGUCAGGAAUUGGCAUUUUGAGCAUCAGUUAGUCUGAAAACAUGUUCUUGUAAAGAAAUAAAACAUAUUUUUCCCAAUACAGAUAAAGUUUUUGUGGUGAUUUGGUGGAGAACAUAAUUAUCUGUUAAUUGGCAUUUGGUAAAGUAGUCAUUAUCGAGGGCAAGUUGUUCAGUAAAAUUAUUGUUGCUCCAGGUGAGGCUGAAACUCACAACGCCAGCUCACUCUGCAGGUUACUGUCCUAUGAGUACUGCACGCUAACUGAUUACGCCACUGGAGCUUGUAGUAUUUCCUGUUUCUUUAGAUUAAAUUAAAACAACGUGUUAAGAAACAAUUAGCAUAUUGUCUGACAUCCACAGUCUGAAUGGAUAUCACAUCAGAUGGAUAGACAGUGUCUGUUUUAAGUCAAAGUUUAAGUCACUAGAGACACGUCUGAGUCAAGUCAAGUCUCCAGGGUUUGGAGCUCUGGUCUGAAGGUCAGAAGAAAAAGCAAGAGGUGGUGAUGAUUUAGACUUACUAGAAGAUGACUUUUUAAAAAUAGUUGAAUGUUUUAGUCUCAAGGGUUUGAGUCAUCGGUUAGUCCCGAAAUACAAGCUCCUUGAAAUACGAGUUUUCCAAGUGACGAGUAAGUAACUAAGUGCUCAACCGAGCUCCAUUUUUCCAUUCCACACUGUCUCACUCACUGUCCCUCGCUUGGUCAUUUUACCUGUCGCUU
Molecule: messenger RNA, 3598 nt
Organism: Cynoglossus semilaevis (tongue sole)
Lineage: Eukaryota; Metazoa; Chordata; Actinopteri; Pleuronectiformes; Cynoglossidae
Gene: faap100
Product: FA core complex associated protein 100
Biological process (GO): interstrand cross-link repair
Cellular component (GO): Fanconi anaemia nuclear complex; nucleoplasm
Molecular function (GO): protein binding
Source: RefSeq, a predicted model, not a curated record